This is a messenger RNA of Phaeodactylum tricornutum CCAP 1055/1, 1479 nucleotides long. RefSeq lists its product with no specific name. Gene Ontology annotation, molecular function: protein binding. NCBI's taxonomy places the organism in Eukaryota, Bacillariophyta, Bacillariophyceae, Surirellales, Neidiaceae. The transcript has a single exon. Bases 1 to 1479 code for a protein of 492 amino acids. The record is from RefSeq and is a predicted model, not a curated record.
AUGGGCGAAAGAACAAUUGCCCCACCUCUUCCCAAAGUCGUUGUCGUUGUAGGUACCUACGAAGGCGUCUUGGCAGGCUGGGAGUUAUCGAAACACAAUAGCUUUCAAAUAUCGUUCGCGACGCCGGUACACGGAGGCAGCGUUCGCAGUCUGUGUAUUGCCAGCCGCGGCAGUGCCUCUACUUCUGGGAAUAGCGACAAAAAUCAGAGCCUACCAGGGUCUUUGCUCUCCUGCGGAUACGAUGAAUACUUGAAAACUCACGAUUUUGCCAAAAAAUUGACAUCAUCGGGAGAAGUCCGGACCCCCUCCGAGUUCGGUACGCCCUUGUGCUCGUCCUUUGCUCCGCCAGCGUCGUCAUCCGGCCUGCCGAGUACGCACUGUUUGUUGGGCUUUGCGGGUGGGAAGCUUGUUAUCUACAAAAAGCGCGAUUGGAGCGUCCAGCAUGUACUGGCGGGACACGAAGGCGGCGUAUCAGCGAUGGCUGUACAUCCUUCGGGGAAAAUGGUUUUGACUGGAGGUGAAUCGGACGGCAAGCUCAAGCUUUGGGAUUUGACCAAGGGUCGACUAGCGUACGUGAGCAAAAUCCAACCCGCGCGCACGAACAUUCAAGGUCGAACCCACUACGAUGCGGUUGUCAGUCUCGUUUGGAGCCCCGUAAAUGGUGACGCUUACGCCUUCGCCUAUGGAUCGCAUUUGACAGUUCGAGAUGUUGCGACAGGAAAGGAUCUGCUGGAUACUGAACUUCCCUCUCGGGUCAACCAGAUUUGUCUAUUAGACGUAUCAGAAGGCUUGUUUGUCGCAGCGGCAUGUAACGAUGGAUCGCUGCCGGUUUUGGCUGUCCAGAGUGUAGAUAAUACAGAAGGGGAGCGCCGAGGCAUGAUGGCGAUCGAACCAGUCGAAGGGCCAGUGGCGCGAGAAGAGCGAUUUAAAUGUAUACAUGCGGUCGGGGGUUAUCACGUUGUAACUGCAAACAGUGCCGGUGUUGUAAGUCUCAUGGACUUGCAAGGGGCCAUCAACAUGAUUAUGAGCGACGACAAGAACGACGACGGAGUUGAUGCAGGUAAUCCAGUGGAUCCGAGCAGUGACACGGACGACGAGAGUGUCGAUCACGAAAGUGACAAAGGUACAAGUGAAGAUGAAGAAACUGGCGAGGAAGAGCUGGCGGUCGACAUGAUCGACAGUAUUCAGUUAGGAACCGGAGCGCGGAUUACUUGUUUGGCGGUCUAUUCUUGUGAACGAGACGACGAUUUAUCGGAUCCUCCAUCCGAUGCGUCUGUGGAUAAUGAGGAAGUAGAAACAAUACCAAGAGAGAAUGCGCCGGAAGAAGACCGCGAAAACUUUCAAAGAGUGAAGCGGAAAUGGGAAAAGGAAGUCGUCAUGGAUCCGGAAGCCGUAGAAAGGGCAAGGGCCCUGGUCACAGAGGCGAAAAAGAUUCAAAAACGAAAGGAGAAGAAAUCAAAGAAGCACAAGACUAGAUAG